AUGGUUGACAAUGAUAUUCAUCCUGAAAUUAUUGAACUUGCUAAACAAUUCUUCCAAUCUUCAGUUAUCAAUGCCAAGUUAAAGUUAUGUGAGGGAGCAGAGGAAAUGCUUUCAUUCGUUCACAGAGAUUUACAUUUCAAUAAUAUUAUUCAAUUCGACCAUGUCAGUGUUAAACUCGUUGAUUGGCAAUGCUGUGGAUUGGGUAAUCCUCUAUUUGAUGUAUUUUACAUGAUAUGUUUCACAUCUGAUUUGAAUACAGUUGAAUCUGUCGAGAAGGAAUAUUUGGACAAUUACUAUAUUUGCAUUUGCAAGGAAUUGGAGCAAUGA
Molecule: messenger RNA, 327 nt
Organism: Naegleria gruberi
Lineage: Eukaryota; Heterolobosea; Eutetramitea; Acrasida; Naegleriidae
Exons: 1
Coding region: 1-327 (108 amino acids)
Source: RefSeq, a predicted model, not a curated record